CAUACAUACAUACAUACAUACAUACAUACAUACAUAUACACAUCUAUACAUGUAUGAUACACACAAAUAUAUACAUAACAACGAAAGGUGUGAUCAUAUAUAACCAUAUUGAUUUUACUAACAUAUGAAUCCAUUGUGAAACAACGGUAAUGACUGAUUAAAUAAAUGUGAUCGUGAUCUUAAUGCCAAUUAAUUUGAAUAUAUAUAUAUACAUUACCAUUACCAUUACUAUUACUAUUAAUAAUAAUAAAGAUAAAUAAUAGUUCAGGGAAAAUAAUUUCUACUCAUAAAUAAGAUUAGAAACAAUUUAAUCGAUACAAAUCAAGUUCUUUAAGUAGAAUCAUAAUCUCUAUGUACAAUAAAUUACAUUAAAUCAGUGUCCAUUCAUUCAAUUGUGAUUAUUCGAUAAAAAAAGCCGUGAAAACACGAAUCACAAUACAAUUCAAUGGAAAGUCAAACGUUAACAUCGGCAACUGUAUCACGUUCAGAAUCUGUAGGUUCAUUACUAAAUGAACGUAGUUACGACGCUGCACCACAGUCUCCAUCUACUCUACGUUUAACAUAUAGUCCCAAAUUAGAGUCAGAUUUACCAUAUAGCAGUGAUAACCAACAUGAUAAAAACCAAAUUGUUACUGAUAAAUCAGAGAGAAUCUUUCUUCUACCCGGUACUGAACAGAUUGUGAAAGUUAUUAAAAAAUUUACUAUUUCUGAAAAUGGUAAUAAGGAAUAUAUUGAACGUGAUAAUGAAGAAGUUUUUUAUAAUAUCAACAAUGAUGAAGAUAAUGAGCAGGAUUUAAAUGGUUUCAGAAAAAACCAGCAUACUAAUAAAACAGAACAUAAAUAUUACAGAACAAAUGUGCUGCAUAAAAGGCAACGAGUAUUACAUCGUUCAAAUCGUAGUCAUCAUGAACGUCAUCAUCAUCGGCGUCAUCAACGAAACCAAUCUCAUGAUUAUAUUGAUGGUCUUCAAAGUAGUGAACAAUCUCAAUCACCGGUGAGAAGAGAAUCUGUAGAGAAAUCAAAGUAUACCAAAUAUAAAAAACCUGUUACAUCAGUUCAAAGCUCAGUUACAUAUGAUCCAUACAAUAAUGAACAAAAACGUGUAAUCAGUCGCUUAAAUUUGAUAGCACCUGGACCAGCUCAAUCAUCUGAUUUAAAUGAGAACGAGGUCAUUUCAACUGAUGGAUUCCAUGAUACAAGUCAUGAUGUACAAUCUUACUUGAAUUCCCAAAAUAGAAAUGUUGGUUUAUCAGAAUUAAAGCAGAAUCGAUUGUUUUUACCCACUAAAACUAAUAAGAAAAACCGUAAUAAAUAUAAAAAUCAUUCACGACGAAAUGAAUAUGAAAGUCACCACGAAAAGUCACAUUCGUCAUUGAAUCGACUAUGCUCACAUACUCCAUAUAACUCUGGUGCUUGUCGAAAAUGCAAUGUUAUAUGUUCAAAAUGUAAUGAAAGUAUUCAUCAUUUAAAUCAUUAUAACAGUGAUUCACGAUCAUUACACCGAGCUGAUAUGUAUUGUGAUCGAAGAUUACGUGGAGUAAGUUGCUCAUCAUUAGAUCAUGAGUGUCAGUUAAAUUCAAGUCGGAGAUAUAGAUCAUUAAGUGGUUCGAAAAUGGUUAUACCAUCUGGCCACCAUCAUCAUUAUCAACCACAUAGACAUAUAUGUUGUGCUAAAUCAAUACCGUCUUUAAGUACAUUAGAUUUCUAUGAUACAAAUUCUAUUUAUACACAUAGCCUAGAUUCUAAUCGCCAUAUCAAUUUUAUAGAAAUUGAAUAUAUGCAAGUGGAUAAUGGUGAUAAUGAUAAUGAAAAUCUACCUAUAGGAUUAUCAAAAGAGAAAUUAAAUUGGAUUACAAAUUUAGCACGUGAAUCAUUAAAUAAAACAAAAGAUCUUGAUUCAUUGGCUAAACUAAUGAAAGAAACAUUAGAUGAACAUUUUGGUAAAAUAUGGCAUUCCAUUGUAGGCACUGAAUCAUAUGGUAGUCAUUUAGCUACAUUACCUGGAACGUUAGUUAGUUUUAGAAUAGAUAAAUGGGCUUUUUUACUUUGGCAAACAUAAUAGCGAUUAAAAUUGUACCAGUUCUUCUUUUUAUUUAUUUAUUUUAAAACUAGUACUCCUAAAUGUAUUCAUGACAAAUCUGAACGUAAAACUUUACUUUUGUUGUUGUUGUUGUUGAAAAAUCGAAUACAAUUCACCUUAGAUACCAUAUGAUUCUUCAAGUGUUUUUUUUUAUUGUAUUUGUCAUCGAAAUUAUUAUGUAAUAUCAAUAUUGUUUGAAAUCAUUUUAUCAAUAUGACUAUUAAAAAUUUAUAAAAUCUAUAUCAUUUCUUCUCAUUUAUAUUGAUGAGUAAAAAUUUUCUUUUUGAUUUUGAUUUACUGAACAUCAGCUGAUUAAUGUUAAUCAAUAAUUUUUUUUGUUUGAAAUUUACUAAACUACUAAAAAGGACAAUAGUAGUCUAUAGGUUUGUGUUAGACAUGUAUGUACACUAAUAUUUUUAUUAUUAUGAUGAUGAUGGUGAUGAUGAUGGUAACAGAUGACAAAGUACUGAGAGAUUGUGAGUGGGUUUUUUUAUUCCAUUUGGGUAUAUCUACACUGUAGUGUUGAUGAAUGUACUUGAAUUCAAACUUAUUAGCUAUUCCUUACUCAUGUGUUUAAAAGAAAAGCAAUCUUUUGAGUAGAACAAUUUAAUUCUUUCCAUAUUUUAUGAUUUCGAUUGGUUCUCUUUUGUUUCAUUUUAUCAUUGUAAUAUAUAUAUUAAUCAAUUGAUUGAAUAUAUUAAUCAUUUUUUUUAUAUUUAGUAAAUAAAUUGUUGUUUUUUU
Messenger RNA from Schistosoma haematobium, 2821 nucleotides. RefSeq lists its product as uncharacterized. The transcript has 2 exons. The coding region runs from base 446 to 2059 and encodes 537 amino acids. Gene Ontology annotation, cellular component: dynein complex. NCBI's taxonomy places the organism in Eukaryota, Metazoa, Platyhelminthes, Trematoda, Strigeidida, Schistosomatidae. Gene Ontology annotation, biological process: microtubule-based process. The record is from RefSeq and is a predicted model, not a curated record.